UGUUCUGAGAUAAAACCCUUUGUUUGAUUACCGCAUAGUCUCUCUCAUUAUCUCACACUGUUAGUGAGAGAAACCUCUGCAGAGUUGAAAAUGGCUCUGCUUACUUUCCCCUAGGUAUAAUGAAGAAAGGUUUCUUCCUCAUCUUCUUUGAAGAAGAUGGCUCUCACUGAAGAACCCCAAGAUGUACAAUACUCUCCCUCAUUCCUCGAUGCCCUUCUAUGUGAAGAGAAAGAUACCUUUGAGGACGAUUUUGAUGCAAACGCUGUUGAGGUUGAGACCAAUAACAAUGACCCAUCUGUGGGAAAGUUGCAAUCUUUGCCUUUGGUUUUGCUUGACAAUGACUUGUUCUGGGAAGAUGAGGAACUUGUCUCCUUAAUCUCAAAAGAGGGAGAGACCCAUUUGUGUUCUUCUAAUCUCAUUGCUGAUGGAACACUAGAAGGGCCUCGUGUUGAGGCUGUGAGUUGGAUUUCUAAAGUUUGUGCAUACCAUGGAUUCUCUGCUUUGACAGCUGUUCUUGCUGUGAACUACUUUGAUAGGUUCAUCACAAGCCUGAGGUUUGAGAGAGAUGAACCAUGGAUGACACAGCUCUCUGCAGUUGCGUGUUUGUCCCUGGCUGCCAAAAUGGAAGAGACCCAUGUGCCACUUCUUUUAGACCUGCAAGUGGAGGAAUCAAGGUUUGUGUUUGAAGCAAAAACUAUACAGAGAAUGGAGCUUGUAGUGUUGUCAACUCUUAAAUGGAGGAUGCAUCCGGUGACCCCAAUUUCCUUCUUUGAACACAUUGUCAGAAGGCUUGGUUUAAAGAGCCGCUUGCAUUGGGAAUUCCUUUGGCGUUGCGAGCGAGUUCUUCUUAAUGUCAUUGCGGAUUCAAGGGUUAUGAGUUAUCUUCCUUCUAUAUUGGCUGCUGCUACAAUGAUCCAUGUUAUUAAAGAGAUUGAACCUUUAAAUGCAUCUGAGUACAUUGAUCAACUUCUGGGUUUGCUAAAGAUAAGUGAGGAACAAGUGAACCAGUGCUACAAACUCAUACAAGGCAUUUACAGUCUUCACCAUAAACGCAAGCGCGUAUCGGAAACAAGUAGCCCUGGUGGUGUCAUUGAUGCAUCUUUCAGUUUUGAUACCUCAAAUGAUUCAUGGACCAUGGCAUCAUCAGUCUCACUUUCAGUGGAGCCACUGUUUAAGAGGAGGAGAGCUCAGGACCAGCAGAUGCGGUUGCCUUCUGUUAAUCGUGUGUCUAUUGAUGUUCUUAAUAGCCCUCAUUAAUAAUGAUCUUAUAUUUACUUCAAACAUGGUAGCUUUCUUUCAUAUAAAUCUGGCAGUUAUGUAUUGAAAUGCAACUACAUUAUGUUCUUAGUUAUAUACAUUUCUAGCCAAACAUAUGAAAAUGGAUGAGGCAGAGGCUGAGAUUCCCUCCCCCACUUAGUCAUUUGAGGUGGAACAGGGAUCUGAUACUGAGUAGAAUGAUGAGUAUUAAACUUGUAAUUCUACCUGUGAGUUAUCUUUCCAGUGCAAUUUUUACUCAUCUUACACAUGAUAUUUCUCAAUAAGCACAAUCAAGAGAUUUCCUUUGCUUAUCAUCUGCCAAUCUCUCCCCUGUUUAUGCAGAAUAGGAACUGCAUGUGGAGAUUACUAACUGAGUAACUGAUAAUCAAAGAUGGGUGAAGUGACAUCCUGGCCCUUUAGGAUAUACUCAUAGUGUGAUAAUCU
Messenger RNA from Gastrolobium bilobum, 1701 nucleotides. Its product is annotated as cyclin-D3-2-like. Gene Ontology annotation, biological process: mitotic cell cycle phase transition; regulation of cyclin-dependent protein serine/threonine kinase activity. The transcript is spliced from 4 exons. Gene Ontology annotation, cellular component: cytoplasm; cyclin-dependent protein kinase holoenzyme complex; nucleus. Gene Ontology annotation, molecular function: cyclin-dependent protein serine/threonine kinase regulator activity. Bases 157 to 1257 code for a protein of 366 amino acids. The record is from RefSeq and is a predicted model, not a curated record. Lineage: Eukaryota; Viridiplantae; Streptophyta; Magnoliopsida; Fabales; Fabaceae.